UUGGUUCUCUGAAAAAUUUACGGUAUCUUAACCUCUCUCGAGCUUGUUUCGGUGGAACGGUACCUCCUCAACUCGGAAAUCUCUCAAACCUUCAUUAUCUUGACAUAAAUUCUAUCGGUUGUGAGGCUUACAAUAUUGCAGUAGACAACUUCGCGUGGGUCGCUCAUCUGUCUUCUCUGCGUUAUCUUGAUAUGAGUUUUGUCAACAUGAGUAUUGCUACAGAUUGGUUUCAAGCAAUAAACAAGCUGCCAUCUUUGACAUAUCUUGAUAUUACCUACACUAAUCCUUCCGUAAUACCGAUUUCUCUACCGCAUAUCAACAUUACGAGUCUUAGAGUCCUCAAAAUCGCAAGCAACAACAUCAACUCCACCAUACCUAGAUGGAUAUGGAACCUUACCGGCAUCACUUACCUCGACCUUUCUUUCAAUCAAUUCCAUGGUUUCAUUCCUUCUGAAUUGAGUUUCCUAAAGUCUCUAAAAGUCCUUCUCUUGAGAUAUAAUAAUUUCAAAGGCGUGUCACCGAAAGCAUUUAAUAAUCUCUGCAACUUGAGCACUCUGGAUUUGAACAGCGUUGGUUUCACCGGACGAGGAAUUAGAUCAGUGGAGAGAUUGUCGAGCUGCACGCAACAAAAUCUACAGAUUUUACGUUUUGCAGAUAACAAAUUGAGGGGGAACUUGUCAGGUUGGCUAGAGCGCAUGACCAGUCUAACUAAUAUAGACCUUUCUGGAAACUCGCUAAACGGGACCGUCCCAAUUGGAGUCUGGAGGCUUCCUAACUUAACUGCAUUAUAUCUCGAAAGUAAUUUCCUCGAGGGUGUCGUAACAGAAAUCGAACUUUCCUACUUAAAGAGAAUAAAAUGGUUAUCACUUUCAUAUAACUCCUUACAUGUGCAAGUUAUGAGUCAUGACUGGACCCCUCCUUUUCAGCUGAAGGGACUCAAAUUGGCUUCCUGCAAUCUGGGACCGAAAUUUCCUCCUUGGCUGCAAGGACAGACCCAACUCGGAGAGAUAAACUUGUCGAAAACUAAAAUUGUAGAUACACUUCCUGAUUGGCUUUGGAAUAUGUCCAGUUCCCUAGAAGUAAUCGAUCUCUCGUAUAACCAAAUCAAAGGAAAAUUACCAUUGUCACUGAACCGUGUCAUGCUACGGUAUCUAAAUUUGAGCUCAAACCAGUUUGAAGGCCCAUUGCCAGCUCUUCCGCAAACUCCUACUGUCCUGGAUCUGUCCAACAAUUUUUUUACGGGACCGAUACCAAACUCUACGCUAUCGAGUUUAGAGUAUUUGCUUCUUUCUAAUAAUAGUUUCGACGGCAAUGUACCAGUCUCUUUAUGCGAAUCAACUUCAUUACUAGUUCUUGAUAUAUCAAACAACAAGCUAUCAGGAGAAAUUCCUCCGUGUUUAGGGAUGUCGCAAGAUCAGCUUCUUAUUCUGGAUACGAUGAACAAUAAUUUAUCUGGACAAAUUCCCGCCUCCCUCGGCAAACAAACGGGUCUUUCGAUAUUGAAUUUAAGAAAUAAUAGCUUGUCAGGAGAAAUUCCUUCUUCUUUGCAGCAUUGUGCGGAGUUAAUUAUUCUCGACCUUGGAUAUAAUAAUUUUUCUGGAACAAUACCUGAAUGGAUUGGACAGAGCUUAUCAGUUCUCAUGGUGCUCAGCUUGCGCUCAAAUGCGUUUCUUGGUAGCAUUCCUUCGGAAAUUGUACGACUCGGGUAUCUUCGAAUCUUAGAUCUCUCUCACAACAACUUAUCUGGAACUAUACCUCGAUCUAUUGGAAAAUUUAGUUCGACUGCUUCGGAAAAAGGAAUUCCGGAGGAUUACAUACGGUAUUUGGAAGAUGAAAGUGAUGAAGGCCUCAUGGGCAGCUUAUAUUUUGUCGUAAAAGGAGAGACACGGGAUUAUGCGAAACUUCUUUAUCUUUUCGAAAGUAUUGACCUUUCUUGCAAUGAUCUAUAUGGAGAGAUCCCUGAUGAGAUCGGAGAUUUACAGGCACUGCAGAAUCUGAACUUAUCGAUGAAUCUUUUGACAGGACAUAUUCCAGAUCAAAUCGGCAUGAUGCAUGAAUUGGAGUCCCUUGAUGUAGCAAUGAACAACCUUUCUGGGACUAUUCCACAAAGUCUUGCUACACUGAAUUAUUUGAGCCACUUAAAUGUGUCGUAUAAUAAUCUGUCAGGAAAAAUUCCGUCAGGAUAUCAACUGCAGACUCUCGACGAUCCAUCUAUAUACAUCGGCAAUCCAUAUCUUUGUGGGCCGCCAACUACGCAAAGUUGCUCCAGUAAUGAAACAACUCAUGUUGUUGGGAAAAAGUCGCAUGGCCGGUUUGAAAGAUUAGGGCUAUACAUUAGUGUGGUGUUAGGAUUUAUAAUAGAAUUUUGGAUUUUCUGUGGUGUUCUUUUGUUAAGUAGAUCAUUGAGAAUUUCUUAUUUCUCUGCGAUCGACUGCACGUAUGAUAGACUUUAUGUUGCUGUUGCAUUAACACUCAUUAGAUUCAGGAGGAGAUUUGGGGAAGUGUAGUUUUCUGCAGUUGCAUUUUAUGAUGCUUGAAAAAACUGAAUAUUGUGUUUCAAUUUACAAAGUUAAUGUACUAGCAUGCAGUGCUGAAAUGAUUGCUGUUUUUGGAAUCA
Molecule: messenger RNA, 2617 nt
Organism: Ananas comosus (pineapple)
Lineage: Eukaryota; Viridiplantae; Streptophyta; Magnoliopsida; Poales; Bromeliaceae
Product: LRR receptor-like serine/threonine-protein kinase GSO1
Exons: 1
Coding region: 192-2507 (771 amino acids)
Molecular function (GO): protein binding
Source: RefSeq, a predicted model, not a curated record